Molecule: messenger RNA, 4895 nt
Organism: Cylas formicarius (sweet potato weevil)
Lineage: Eukaryota; Metazoa; Arthropoda; Insecta; Coleoptera; Brentidae
Product: zinc finger protein 131-like
Exons: 6
Coding region: 914-2011 (365 amino acids)
Biological process (GO): regulation of transcription by RNA polymerase II
Cellular component (GO): nucleus
Molecular function (GO): protein binding
Source: RefSeq, a predicted model, not a curated record
CAGUGAUUUUCUGUAACAAUUUUACGCUAACGGCGCCGGGAAUGUUGUUUUUGUUGAAAAAAUAUCCAUGCCAUUAUUUAGGGGUUAACCAAUAUGGCGAAGCUUGCUUUUUAUAUAAUGUUUAUUUUAACAAUUGUUAUUUUUAAGUGAAAUCCAAUACCCUCCGUCGUUAGUCGCGCGAAAAGUGUGCCCUCGAAAAAUAAUUUUCGUGGAUAUUUCGAUUUUCGUCGUGAUAAAUUUGUUCAACAAACGACAAUCUCGUCGGGCUAAUUAUAACGUACGUCGUUCGUCGCCCGCGAAUAUUACGGGCCCCCUGGAAACCGUUUUCCUCAAGAUUUCCACGUUAAGGUUAUGUUUUGAAGGAUUUUUUUUCUUUUGCCGGUCUUGAGGUUGUUUUGACGAAAUCUUAUGCACGCGAUAAGAGUUUAUCUCGGUCCGCCAGCGGGAGAGAGAGAGACGGCGCCACCUGCUCUCCCGCGGAGAUUUGUUUCUUUUUUUAGUUUUGUUGCGUCGGUUAUUAUUUUGUUGUAAAUAAAUGGUCGUCUUUUUUUUUAAAUCGCGCCGAGUCAAUUUUUUAUCGAUUUGGUCGGUUGAGAUGUGCGUUGCAAUUUUUGUUCUGCAUCGCGUUAAGGACGUAAGACGUACACGGCCUUAUUGAUUUUUGUUUAUUAUAAUUUGGCGGAAAUUCUUGUAAUACCCACGGAUCGGUUAUUUUUAAUUUUGUGGUCCGUUGCGCCCGAAGCGUUGUCCGUUGUCGAUGUGUGUGUUAAAAAAUUGUUAGCAACAUAUUGCAUUUCGGCGAAAACGAUCGUUUUGUUAAGUUCGACCGGAUCUGUUGCCCUCGCUGGAGCCUACCGACCCGAAUUCGAUGCCCCGACCCUGAACUCGACAGGAAUCUUGGGAAUCGGUCAAAAUGGUCACCCCGCCACCUCAACAGUUCUGUGUUAGGUGGAACAGUUAUCAAUCGAACUUGCAGAACGCGUUCCCUAAACUCCUCACGUCGGAGCACUUCGUUGACGUCACCCUAGCGUGCGAAAACGAGAUGCUCAAGUGUCACAAGGUGGUCCUGUCCGCGUGCUCGACCUAUUUCGAGAAACUGCUGCUGGACAAUCCGUGCCAGCACCCGAUCAUAUUCAUGAAGGACAUGAAGUUUCAAGAGAUGCAGUCGCUGGUCGACUUCAUGUACAAGGGCGAGGUAAACGUGACCCAGGACGACCUCCCGUCUCUACUUAAGUCGGCCGAAGCGCUCCAGAUCAGAGGCCUGUGCGGCUCCGAUCAGUUGCUGAACCCCGCGUACUUUGGCAACGUCGCUAAAGCGACGGCUCAUCCGCAGUCCAAACCCCUGGAAACGUCUCCCGCCCAACAAGACAACAAACCUCAACCGAGUCAAGUGGUGAUGCCGAAAAACGAGGGUUUGGUCAAGAAGGAAGUGAACACGGAGGUGGGGUCCGAGAGCGGGAACGCCCCUUCAUCAUCGGAAUGCGACUCCAACGACGGCAUGCUUCAGAUCAAAGAAGACGCCGACGAAGGCGAGGACGAUUCGUUCUUCGAGGGCGACGGCGAGUCUUUCAUGGACCAGGAGCUGAUGGAGGAGGAGGGUCCGGUCAUGACCGGCGUAGACAGCACCAGAACCCCGGAAUUUGCUAUCGCCAACGUUUCUUGCCAGUACGACGGCUCGCCAGGAAAUUUGAAUUUCUCGUUAGGUUCGGCCAACAAGAGGAUCAGGAGGUCGGACGAAGAAUUGAGACGAGCCGCCGAAUGCAUAACACGAGGACAGACCUUCCAGACGGUCUCCGACCAAUUCAACAUACCCAUAUCCACGAUAAGGUUCUACAUGGCGCGCAAGGGUAUCCUCCCAAGACGUAAACGGGGCAGAUCAUGCGCCCCGACGAUGGGCAUGGGCGGUCUCCCGAUGGCGGGCACGUAUACAUCACCCGGCAGUCCCAUUGGGCCCCCUUACCACAUCGUGCAUUACAAGUUGCCAGCGCUCGGCGUCUCCAAACUCAAAUAGGGGCCCCCGUGCGGGCCCCGCGAUCGGACGUGAGGAACGCGUUCGGUUUUUGUUGCGUUUUUGACGUUUUUUUAUUUUUUUUUAGUCCAAGCGAACUACUUAUUAGCCGUCGUAUUUAUUUGCCAUUUUUUUUAUACACCAUUACGUUUUACGUAAUUAUUUCGAAGAUCUCCGCGCGAUUCGGUGCCACCCACAGUAUUUUGUUUUGUUGCGCCUUUUUUUUUUUUUUUUCGCUGCCGUCAGGGCGAAUUCUUCCGCACGCCACUGCGACCAGGAGCGCAGCGAGCGAAGGGUUGUAAUUUAGAUAAAAAAAAACUGCUCUCGGGAGCAGUGCUCCCAUCAAAUUUAAUUUGAAAAAUUCGUCGAUUUUUCCAGGUUGACAAAAAAACAUUUUUUAGAUUUAACAGACUAUCGUUAAAAUAAGUAAAAUGCAAAAAAAAAUGUGACCCGUAACUAGGUUAUUGGGAAACUUACCCGAGAAGGUCAGGAAAUUGAAGUUCUUGCAAUUGCAAAUUACUGUGGCCCCGUAAUAUUUUCUAAUAAUUUCUCCAUGACCUAAUUAAUGAAGUUGGAUAACGAAACAAUUCAACUAGAAUAAUGCUCCACUUUUAUAUGCUUACAGCUACUAGAAUAUAGAAGCCCUCCUCAUAGAUGCCCACAAUAUAGCAACAAUAACUUUUUUUUUUUGAGAACGUCCAUUACCUUGCGGCCUUCAACAACCGACAUGGCCGCUGAUAGCCGGUCAAUGAGUUUGGAUUCAGCAUUUUUAUGGCAGCAUUUUCUCAAAAUACGCUUUGAAAAUGGCGCAAAGUGCAUGCGCGGAAAAUCAUAACCUUCUCUACGAAAAUGUCAAUACCGCCUGUGGCGCAAACAAUUUUUGCGGUAGUAGAGUCACUAUAUUAUGUAAUAGCUAUAUGUUGAUAUCAAAUACUCGUCAAAAAUUCAAAGUUUCUUCAUAAAUUUGACCAUAACCUAAAAACAAAAACUAGUAUGUUAAAAAUAGCAUAUUUUUGUAUAAAAAUAUAAAAAAUGAUAAACAAGUCAAAAUUAAACAAAACGUUUUACUAUAACUUAAAACAAAAACUAAAAAUUCUAAAAACCAAGCAAAUUCAUUUUUUCUUGCAAAUUCUUUUGGCCUUCUAAUACAAUUUCUACAUGAAUUUGACUAUUUUAUAUCAAAUACUCCUGAAACAAAUUCAAAAAUUCUUCAUAAAUCUUACUAAUUGUUAAAAAAAAUCAAAAAGUAAGGUAAUGUUCUUAUAUAAACACGCGCAUCUAACCAAUUUCUUACCAUAUACCAAUAAGAAAACAAAUCGUUAGUAGGAUUAAGGCAUUAGUGCAGUCCCAGUAUUUAACCGUAAAUUUUUUUUGAAAAAACUGCUUAACUGUUCAAGGUCCUUUUUAAACUCUCUUUCUUACCAUUUCAGGAGCCAUCCUGAAUUUUUAUUUUGGUCAAUGUCUUUGAAUAUUUUUGAUUCGGUCGUUAACAAAAAAAGUGGCCAUCCAAAAAGUACCGGUUUAGGUGUAGCCUAUUGAACCAUUUUGCGAGAACUUUUUUUAUAUAUUCUUAAAAAUUUGCACACGAGAAAACCUGUUUUGUGACAGAAUCAGAAGUAGUCUGUAAAUGUAGGGAAAACCUGGGAAAGUCUAGAAAUUUACAAAUGUUGUGACAACUCACUGUUCUCGGAAAAGCGGUACAUUUUUACGGGUAACGCGGUACCCGAAAAAACCCCUCGAGCGUAAUCUCAGUACCAGAACGCGUACUAGUCUUUGGUUUUUUUUUUGUAAUUUUAAGUUUUUCGCGGAAACGGAGGCUUCCUAAGCGCUUAGCCCGCUUGCUCGCUCCGGUUCAUUUGAACUACCGCGCGCGGAAGACCGUGGCCCCUCAAUCGUGUUCUUGCCAGUUUUUUACUUUCAACCCGUACUUAAACCGAAGCGAGAGAAAAUAUUUCUCUCUCCCCCCCCCCCCCUCCCUCUCACAGAACCCAACAUACCCGCAGUGAUAACAUGAUAACAUUAAACAAUAGCAGAGCGGAUUAUUUUUGUAGGAGGCCAUAGUUAUUUUUUCACAAACACUCAGACACACAUAUACCGCACCCACCUCAAAGCGAACAGGACAGAGUAAACAGAUUUUUUUAUUUAUGGCGUCUUGGGGGGAGACGUUCUCCCCCCGCCCCCGCCCGCGUAAAAUAAAAAUUAAAUUAAAUAGAGAGACACCGCGUGUUGCGUAGGUGCCCGUAGAAGUGAAAAGAUAUUUUACCUGUAAAGAUAUUAAAAAAAAGCAGAUACAAUCGUAUUGUCUAGAGAUAAAAAUGGGGUCCCCUUCCGGGGGUAGCCCGUCCCCUCGUAUUUAUAAUAUUCUCAGCAUAAGAGUUUAGGCGUUUAAGAGACUUAGUGAAAGUUUUUGUCUGAUUUUCUGUGUUAUAUUUAUACUUAUACAAAAGCCCGAUCUUUUUUUUUUUUUUUUUUUUCGUUCGUGUACAACGUUAGGUUAGCGUGAUUUUUUUCUACCUAUAUAUACAUUUUUUUAGUUUUAGCGAGGCGCGCGCGCCGCUGACGCCCCCUCGCCCGUCUGAAUAAAUAGUCUUCCGCUCGGGAAUCCGUUGUUCUCAGGGCGUCGGCGCGCGGCGCGCCACUGACUUAUUUUUUUUUCAACCCCUACCCCACAUACCCUCCGAUCCUACCCGUCCCGCGCCCGAGUGUCGUUUUUUUGUCGGUUCUUGCGUUUUUGAAAAUCCCCGCCCCUACCUCCUCGCCCCGCCCUCCCUCUGUAAAGUAUAUUAUGUGUAAAAGUGCCAUCUACAAUAUAUUUUUCUAGUUCGAUAGAGAAACAGCUUAUGUCUUGUGACUUAGACACUGAUGUAUACAGUAUUCGGUCGUAAUA